This is a messenger RNA of Clupea harengus (Atlantic herring), 2471 nucleotides long. It is a transcript of the gene lpar2a, whose product is annotated as lysophosphatidic acid receptor 2a. The record is from RefSeq and is a predicted model, not a curated record. NCBI's taxonomy places the organism in Eukaryota, Metazoa, Chordata, Actinopteri, Clupeiformes, Clupeidae. Gene Ontology annotation, cellular component: membrane. Gene Ontology annotation, biological process: G protein-coupled receptor signaling pathway. Gene Ontology annotation, molecular function: lysophosphatidic acid receptor activity.
ACAAUAAAGGCUUUUCUAUUCUAUCUAUUCUAUUCUACAUGUGAGCUCUUUUCUCAUAUUCAUAUUGCGUCACUCUUCUAGUGUUGUUGGUUGGGUCUGUACUUCAGUCAGCAGACGCUCAUUGGUGUCUAAGGAACUGUUCUGCCGAGAGCACUCGUUUCAGCCUAAAUGGUCGUACGUCAGAUAACGUUUGAACUCGAUAUACCGCCAACAGUCUAUUGGAGAUCUACCCCUAUGAAUGUUGCAAUCAUCAGUCUGCUACUUUAUGAGGCGUAUACCUGGAAGACGGGUAGCCUGUUGCUGUUGGUGACAUUUGUCGAUAUUUCCAUAAAUCCAAUCGUUUGGAUAAACCGGUGUCAUCUGCCACCAAAGGGAUCAACACCAACUGCUUGUAGCCUGUCUGUCUGCCCUAGCAAUGCAACAGUGUGAGAAUUAUGACAAACCAGUGUCAUUCUUCUACAAUCACAGCGGAAAGCACAUAACAUCGGUCUGGUCCAGUAGAGACUAUGUGGUGUUAGGUCUCGGGGUCACAGUUUGUCUCAUCGUCAUACUGUCCAACAUACUGGUCAUCGCUGCCAUCACGAUCAACCGUAAGUUCCACUUCCCCAUCUACUACUUACUGGGCAACCUGGCAGCGGCGGACCUGUUUGCUGGGGUGUCCUAUGUGAACCUGCUCUUCCACACGGGGCCCUACACCAUCGGUCUCACGCAGCACGAAUGGUUCAUACGCGGGGCCCUUGUCGACAUGAGCCUGACAGCCUCGGUGGCGAACCUGCUGGCGGUGGCCGUGGAGAGGCACCAGACCAUCUUCACCAUGCAGCUCCACAGCACCAUGACCAACCGGCGCGUGGUGCUGCUCAUCCUGGGCCUCUGGGUGGUGGCCAUUUUCAUGGGCCUGGUGCCCUCCAUGGGCUGGCACUGCGUGUGCGACCUGGACACCUGCUCUACCACGGUGCCGCUGUACCAGCGCAGCUUCCUGGUGUUCUGGGCCGUGCUCAACCUGCUGAUGUUCUCCAUCAUGGUGGCCAUGUACGCGCGCAUCUUCCUUUACGUGCGCCGCCGCUGCCGCAGCAGGCCCACCCCGGAUGCUGACCAGCUGAAUUAUGAGACAGUCAUCAACCUGAUGAAGACUGUGGUCAUAGUGUUAGGUGCUUUUGUCAUCUGCUGGACCCCUGGCCUAGUGAUCCUUCUGCUGGAUGGGCUGGGUUGCAAGGUUUGCCAGGUUCUGCAGUAUGAGAAGUUCUGCCUGGCCUUGGCCGAGUGCAACUCGCUGGUGAAUCCGAUCAUCUACUCGUACAGAGACGAGGACAUGAGAAAGACCUUCAAGCAGAUUCUCUGUUUCGUGUGCAGGAGUGACAGCGACCAGCAGGGGGAGCCGUCCACUAUUGAGUUCAAGAAAAGGGACAGUAGAUCUUCAAGACGCCAUCUGUUCUCAAGCAGCUCCGCAUAGCAUUGUUAUGUGCAUAUGAAGACACUUUUGGAGUUGCAAUUUGUCUUGCAUAAGUCUUUUGGAGUUGCAAUUUGUGAGCAUACCAUUCUCGAAUCUGGUAUUUGUGGACGAAGGAGUUGAAAGAAAAAAACAACACCUGCUACAUUUAAUUGAUUAUCGUAUUGUCAUAUAGGACAAGGUUAUUUUGCCUUUUUGCAUCUUCCUGUUGUUUAUCAUGCAUUGCUAGAUUUCUAAAUUGUAACUCACCCAGGGAAACCGGAAAGAGCAAUGCUUUCUCCUAUCUAUGCAUCAAUGGCCUGCUUCACAUUUAUACCAGGAAAUAGCCCAGUAUAGGCCCUCUCCCAGCGUGCCAUGGGACACUGAGCCACAGCACUGGCUGGCCAAUAGGGCCUUUAUUGGGGAUGCACAGUGGCAGUUGAUGGGCAAGGUGAUAAAGGCCUGAAAACAGUGCCCAUCUGUGCCAGGCGCCCAGAUACCCCGGCUGGUCUGGGGAUGAAACCAGUGGACUCUCAGCCACCAACUUUCUGCCUCUGGGAACACCCAAGCUACUGUGAUCACAGAAGAAGCACGUGUUAAGGAUGGUCUUACAUUUGUCCUGUUACACCCACAAAUGUAAUAACUUCUCACAAACGUAAUACAAAUUUGCACUUUUUAAACAUAAUAGUCCCACAAACAUAACUUCCUGCAAAUGACUUAAUGAUUGGGUUAUUAUUGGUGGGAAAUGAGUCAUUACGUUUGUGGGUGUGACAGGUCCUGUUUAUUACUGCCAAAUGACGAUGUUCAUUUGUGGGAUGGACGCUGGCUGUUGUGGGUAAUGUGUGAAACUUUUUUUUGUUUGUUUUGUUGAAUGGAGCUUGUAAUCGUUUGCACUUCCUCACAGUAUCCAUCUUGAAUAUAGACUAACACUGAUUAUUAAGAGGUAUUGCAAACCAGAUUUCUGCUGACGGCCCAUGAUUACACACUGUGAACCAUCAUAUUGUUGCAGCAGAUUUGUAUCAAGUAUUAAAUGUUUAACAUUUUA